Loxodonta africana (African savanna elephant) is the source of this 2505-nucleotide messenger RNA. RefSeq names its product olfactory receptor 56A1. The record is from RefSeq and is a predicted model, not a curated record. Gene Ontology annotation, cellular component: plasma membrane. Gene Ontology annotation, molecular function: olfactory receptor activity; G protein-coupled receptor activity. Gene Ontology annotation, biological process: G protein-coupled receptor signaling pathway. The coding region runs from base 169 to 1113 and encodes 314 amino acids. NCBI's taxonomy places the organism in Eukaryota, Metazoa, Chordata, Mammalia, Proboscidea, Elephantidae. The transcript has a single exon.
CUUUAGGAUAUUGCUGAAAUUUGCCUUAUUUAGGAAAGGUCUCUUACAUAACAUUAUCUACCUGAAGAGUAAGUGAAAAGCAUACUUUUGAAACAAUUAAAAAAAUUUUCUUUUUUACAUGCCCCUGCAAAUAAUCAAGAGAAGCCCCCUCAACUGAAGAUUCAUCCCAUGGAAUCAUCCAGCAACUCUUCUGCCACUCCAGUCUCUGAAUUCCUCCUCAUUUGCUUCCCUAACUACCAGGGUUGGCAGCACUGGCUGUCCCUCCCCCUCAGCCUCCUCUUCCUUGUGGCCAUGGGGGCCAAUGCCACACUCCUGAUCACCAUCUGUCUGGAAGCUACUCUGCACCAGCCCAUGUACUACCUGCUUAGCCUCCUCUCCCUGCUGGACAUCGUGCUCUGCCUCACUGUCAUCCCUAGGGUCCUGGCCAUCUUCUGGUUUGACCUCAGGUCUAUCAGCUUCUCUGCCUGCUUCCUCCAGAUGUUCAUCAUGAACAGUUUCUUCCCCAUGGAGUCUUGCACAUUUAUGGUCAUGGCUUACGAUCGCUAUGUGGCCAUCUGCCACCCACUGAGAUACCCAUCCAUCAUCACUGACCAAUUUGUGGCCAAGGCUACUGUCUUCAUUGUGGCACGAAAUGCUGUCCUUGCUGCACCUAUUCCUAUCUUCAUUGCCCGACUCCAUUAUUGUGGGAAAAAUGUCAUUGAGAACUGCAUCUGUGCCAACCUGUCUGUGUCCAGGCUUUCCUGUGACAAUUUCACCCUUAACAGAAUGUAUCAAUUUGUGGCUGGCUGGACCCUUCUGGGCUCUGACUUCAUCCUUAUAUUCCUGUCUUACACCCCCAUUCUAAAAGCUGUCCUAAGAUUCAAGACUGAGGGGGCUGCAGUCAAGGCUCUGAGCACGUGCGGCUCCCAUUUCAUUCUCAUCCUGUUCUUCAGCACCAUCCUGCUGGUUGUGGUGCUCACAAAUGUGGCCAGAAAGAGGAUUCCCAUGGACAUCCUUAUCCUGCUCAAUGUCCUUCAUCAUCUCAUUCCACCUGCCUUGAAUCCUAUUGUGUAUGGGAUUCGGGCCAAAGAGAUAAAGCAAGGAAUUCAGAAAUUGCUGCAGAGAGGGAUGUGAAUAUGUGAAAUAGGUUGCUAAUUCUUCCUCUUUCCUCCUCAGUGAUUUUUGCCUAGGCUGUGAGGCAGAGAACAGCAUGGGGAGUGACCAUUUUUAAAUACACUGGGGCUCAGUUCAUAACCAACCCUGAUUCCUUUCUGUACUCUCUUUGCCUGGUUCAGGUGGAGGUAGGCAAGAGAAAGAAAUCCAUAUUUCUUGAGUAUCUGCAUUGAACCUACACAAUUAUAUACACGAUCAUAUUUAAGCAAGUUCUCAGAACAUCCCUGCAGGCAUUAUUACUCUAGUAUGUAUACAUACUAGAAAACUGAUGCUUUUAAUUAGAGGGGGGAAACUGCCAAAGAUCACAUAGCUGGGAAACAAUAGAGUAGAAAUUAAAAUCUAGACUCUAGAGCCUAAGUUCUUUCUACCCACAGAAAUACCAGUUUGAGUACUAUUGAAGCUGGAGACCAGACCUCUAUCCCACUCUCCUUUGGCCUGUGUUUUAUCCUUGGUAUCCAUACGUAUCUCCUUCUUGUAUCUUUUUCCUUGAGGGCCAUGGAGUUUUCAGAGAAGGCAGAGUCCUGCCUGACAAAAAAUCUGCAGGACUUCAAAAAAGAGCAUUCGUAAUAAUAUAAACAAUACCAGCUUUCUAGUCUAUCUUUCAUAGCCUCACAACCUUCAGGGAAGUCUUGGUAAUGACGAUACAGAUAGGGAGGCAGGUGUGGGGAAGGGGCACUAAUAGGACAGGAAAGAGGGAAACUGACUAGGACAGUGGUUUGGCUAAUUUCCCUAUAUGUUUAAACUACACAUGCAGUGAACUUAAAACCAAGUCUUAUUUGAUCUGGUGACUGUGCCUAAGAACUCUAGUUGAAGGUGGGAAGACAUAACAUAGUGUCAAGUUUCUGGAUGACAGUAGGUUUUGUUAGGAGAAAACAUACACACGCAAAUACAGACUCAAACCUGUUAUUUUUAGAGAAUAUAUUAUAAGCGAUUGGUUAAUUGAGGUUGAUUACUUGAAAACCACAAAGGGGACAUUGAGGUAACACACAGAGAUAGUACCUGCAGGUAGAACCUUCUACUCUUAAAGUUGGAGUGAACAAAGGGAAGAGAUUGGGUCAUUUCAAUCUAAAGGCUCAGAUGGAAUGGGGGCUCAGAUCUCUGAGAAGGGGGUACUGCCCUAUCUGGUACUGGUGCCACAGAAGUUCAGAGGGAGUGCCCCUUAGAGUUGGGACUAAAACCUCUGAGGAUGGGUCAUUACACUGCUGGUGCUGCCUCUCCUGUGGUGGUUCGGCGAGGCUGGUUCUGAGAGUUCUAAAACCAAAACCAAACCCCAUUCAAAUAACCAACCAACCAACCCACAAACCAAAAACUCUGGAAACUGGAAUUAACUCCACUGACAAGAUAAAUAAAAAA